AUGUCGUGGUCGAAUAGUAUUAGUAGUGCAAGUAGUAGUAGUACGUUUAAGCUGAAGAGGCCUCAUAGCCCUGAUUCUGUUGGGGUCAAUAACUAUAAGAAGCAGAGGUUAAUUCAAGAUUUCGAAAAAUUAAGCCUAAAAGAUAGUUCUCAUGGAGCUCAGAGUCAAGUAGUUACCGCGAAUAAUAAUCUCUUGGAUGAAAUUGGAAUUGGCAUUAUAAGCAUACCGAAGGAUGUUAAGAAACGUGUAAGGAGGCUUCGAAAUAGUAGUGGUACCUAUAAUGAUGAAAAAUUGAUUUAUGAAAAGCUGAGAGAGGCAAUUCGUAAUGAACAUUUACAGAUUAUUCGUUGGCAGGAUCCCUUACAUGUCGUUUACCAGCAAUGGCUUAGGUGGAUACGAACGAGAUGGAUAGUUUGGCCAGCCCAACCUUACCCUGAAGAUAACGAUAAUGAUGAUUACGAUUACAACAACUUUUAUGGCGGUUACGAUAGUGACGUGGAUAUGGAUGCAUAG
Zygosaccharomyces rouxii is the source of this 513-nucleotide messenger RNA. RefSeq lists its product as uncharacterized. Bases 1 to 513 code for a protein of 170 amino acids. Lineage: Eukaryota; Fungi; Ascomycota; Saccharomycetes; Saccharomycetales; Saccharomycetaceae. The record is from RefSeq and is a predicted model, not a curated record. The transcript has a single exon.